This is a messenger RNA of Dufourea novaeangliae, 750 nucleotides long. RefSeq names its product ejaculatory bulb-specific protein 3-like. NCBI's taxonomy places the organism in Eukaryota, Metazoa, Arthropoda, Insecta, Hymenoptera, Halictidae. The record is from RefSeq and is a predicted model, not a curated record. Bases 62 to 457 code for a protein of 131 amino acids. The transcript has 3 exons.
GUACCGUCAGCCACAGGACAUCUUUAGAACUGCAUCUAAUCGCAGCUAAUAACGUUCAGUCAUGAAAGUCGCGUUGCUCUGUUUGCUCGUCCUUGUGGCAGUCGUCUACGUAUCCGCCCGUCCGGAAAAGUCCACGUACACCAACAAAUUUGACGGUGUCGACGUGGACCAAAUACUUCGCAGCGAUCGCCUACUGGGAAAUUACUACAAAUGCUUGAUGAACGAGGGAAGAUGCACUCCGGAAGGCAGUGAACUUAAACGACUUCUGCCGGACGCCUUGGCAACCGAAUGCAGCAAGUGCACAGAGAAGCAACAGGAAGUGACGAAGAAGGUCGUCAAGUACCUCGUGGACAACAAGCCCGAGAUGUGGAAGAAAUUGUCGGCCAAAUACGAUCCUGAAGGUGUCUACAGGAGCAAGUUCGGCGAGGAAGCGAAGAAGCACGGCAUCAAAGUUUGAAAAUUCGCGGGAACACAGCAAUAAUACGUUGGGUUUGACAAUCUCAACGUGACAUCGAGGACAUAUCGAUUCGACGGAGAUAAUAAUCGUCCCCUAAUGAACACGUAGUCAACGUUGAAAUGGACUUACACACUUAACAAUUGGUCGUAUCAUGUACAUACCCCCCCCCCCCCACACACACACACACACAAGGAAACAGAAAAGAAUCAGGUUAACAGAGACUGUGUAAUUUUCUAUAGUGAAUUAGCUUGACCUAGCGAGUGGGUACAAUAAAGUAUGGCUAAAUACAUCGA